AUGCCACUUACCGUGGCAAUUGCUUUCCGGACAUUAUCGGCCUUUAUGCUGUCCCGUCUCAAAGUUUUGCAUUCUGUUCAGCAACGACCUAUUUGGCGAGCUUCUAGCGAGGGUAAUAACAAGGCUUUCGCUGUCAAAAACAUCUUUCAAUGCUCGCAAGGAUGCACACCAGUAUAUUGGGAUCCUAAAUCGUACAGCGAAAUGGAUCCGAUAAUGACGAAUAUUGAAUUCCUUACAGGCAGUUCUACAAGAAACGCUCAUCAUGCAUUUAUACAAAUUUAUCACAGUCAUAAUAAGAAAUUUGACCAUCGAGCAUUCCUUAGCUCAAACUUAUUGCCGGAUGGCGGAUGCAUCGAUGCCUGCUUACCUUCUUGA
Messenger RNA from Plasmopara halstedii, 375 nucleotides. RefSeq lists its product as uncharacterized. The record is from RefSeq and is a predicted model, not a curated record. The transcript has 6 exons. The coding region runs from base 1 to 375 and encodes 124 amino acids. Lineage: Eukaryota; Oomycota; Peronosporomycetes; Peronosporales; Peronosporaceae.